AUGGACAUGUCCACAUUAAUUCGUAAUGCAGAUCGUUUAGCCGAAUUCGAGGCUUAUAUUUCAAUAAUUCCUGUUGGUGAACAUCGAAUUGGUUCGUUAAGUAGCCAUGAAAAGGAAUUAACCCGUUUAUGGGAAGCUGUUCGUUCAGCAUACGAUACUUUGUUGAUCGAAGCUGAACAAUUGAAAACCCCACAAAUCGUUGAAGUGAAGUCCAGGUAUAUGGCUUCUUAUAGUACCUACACUCGUGGUAUCUCCUUGAUCACGACCCAUUUGGACAAUUUAAAAUCCGCUGCUCAGGCAGAAAAGUCCAAUGAUCAUGGAGCAAGUUCAAUACCACUCGUUCAUUUACCCCCUUGUGACACCCCAAUUUUCUAUGGUGACUAUAAGAACUGGCCUUCAUUCCGAGACAUGUUCUCUGCGUUGUAUGGCAAUAACCCCCGUUUGACCCCAGUACAGAAAUUGUACUAUUUAUUGCAGAAAACUGCAAAAGAUGCUCAUGAUGUCAUACAAACUGUUCCAUUGACUAACGAUGGCUAUGCAGUGGCAUGGAAAAAGUUAGUUGACACAUAUGAGAACAAAGACGCCCUCAUAAAUGAACAGCUUCGUACUCUUUUGAGUAUUAAACCCCUUACCCAAGAAACAGGCCCGAAUAUUAAAAAUCUGCAACGGACGCUUAAUGAUUGUAUUACGAAUCUUUCAUUAUUAGAAGUUACCCCGGAAAUAUUUUAUCACGUCAUGUUAGUGUAUAUUUGUGCUACAAAGCUACCCGAAAAUACUUUAAGUCUCUGGGAACAGUCCAAGAAACUUUGUCCAAAAUCUCCAAAGUGGGAAGAUAUGGACGCUUUUUUGACAGCUCAUUUCAAAACUCUUGAGUCUAUUUCUGAUAUAAGACAGUCCAACCCAGUUCAAAACAAACCCCAGAAUACUGUGUCGAAAAAGAACUCGAGUUUUAACCCCCCAAAGAAAUCAUUUAAUGACUCUAGAAGAGUUCAAAGUUUUGCGACAAACACUACCCCGAGUCCCACAGUUUGUCGUUGUUUCCUUUGUCAAGGACCACACCCCCUAAGACUUUGUCCUAACUUCUUGAGUCAGAGUGUAGAUGAUAGGCUGUCAACUGUCAAGAGACUUAGGUGUUGUUCAAAUUGUUUGGCGACUUCUCACGAUUUUAAGAAUUGUAGAAGUACUCAUGUUUGUUCGUUGUGUAGACAGAAGCAUCACUCUUUGCUUCAUAGAGAUCCUAGGUCGCAAGGUCAAGGUUCGCAAAUUUCACCCCAGCUCCCUAUAGCUUCUGGUACAAAUGUACCAAUUCAACCCCCGCAUAUUCAAACCUUAUCUAACCAAACCCAGCACAAUAUAAACCCAGUUCCAGCAAGCAAUCAAAAUCAACACCCUCCUAAUUUUCCCCCAUCAACUUCUGCAGCGACUCAAAACGUUCAUACGUAUGCUGCACAUCUGAGCCCUAACCCCCAUUCCACAGUCCUUUUGGGCUCGGCUAUUUGUAUAGUCCAUUUUGACCAUCUCAGAUGUACAGCAAGAGCGCUAGUUGACCCUGGUUCGCAAGGUACCUUUAUCUCUAGGAGAUUACAAAGGAAGCUUGCAAUACCAACAUUUUCGGUGCCAUCGAUAAAUGUUACUGGUAUGAUGGAUUGCUUGGCUGGAAAUUCCUCGACUAUGUGCGUUCUUACUAUUGGUUCUCCAAUAGACCCGAGUUUCAAAUUGAAAAUUUGUGCAUAUGUAGUCGAGAAGAUUACCGGUCGGUUGCCCUCUUGUUCUCUUACAGAUAUUGUAAGCUCUAGUUUUCCCGAUAUUACCAUGACCGACGUCAUGUGUACCCGUAUGGAUAUUCUAUUAGGAGGAAAUGUUUAUCCAAAAAUUUUAACUUCGGAUGUUAAAAAGCAUCCGAAUGGCAACCUGAUCGCCCAGAGAACAGUUUUUGGUUGGAUAGUAACUGGUGAAGUUUUUCAAUCUGAACCCCCUUAUACUAUUGCAUCGUUUUGCAAUCAAGUGGAGCUGAACGCUCAACUCGCUCGGUUUUGGGAACUUGAAGAAGUUCCACAAGCGACACGGUUGUCGGAAAAUGAGGAAUAUUGUGAAGAACUUUACCGGACUACUACCUAUAGGAACCCCGAUGGUCGCUAUGUAGUUUCACUCCCUUUUCGUCGGGAAUUUCUUAAUGAAGUGACAUUAGGAGAUUCUCGACAUAGUGCUCUGUCCCAGUUUAGGCGAAAUGAAACUCGACUUUUGAAAAACCCCGAUCUAAAAUCACAGUAUGAUACUGUAAUUAGAGAGUAUUUCGAAAUGGGACAUAUCAGAGCAGUUAACCCCCCGAGUUCAGAUGCGACUAAUUAUUAUUUACCGCAUCAUGCAGUAUUUAAACCCGAUAGUGUGACCACUAAACUUCGUGUGGUAUUUAAUGCCUCGAACCCAUCCUCCAAUGGCGUAAGCCUUAAUAAUGUCUUGUACCCCGGUCCUGUUUUACAGGCAGACCUAACGGUCUUAAUCCUACAAUGGCGACUCUUUCGUUACGUUUUUAACGCUGACAUUGAGAAAAUGUAUCGCCAAAUUUUAAUUCAUCCCGAACAGACACAAUUUCAACGGGUCUUGUACCGCUGUAGUCCCGAAGCUGAUAUAAAGGACUAUGAGCUAAAUACUGUCACAUUCGGAGUGAAUUGUGCGCCGUAUUUAGCGAUUCGAACUCUUUUACAAUUGGCCAACGAUUGUAAACCCCUAAGUCCGUUAGCAUCUGAAAUUUUGAAAACCCAAAUGUAUGUCGACGACGUACUUGCUGGCUCUCAUGAGCUAGAAGACGCUUUUAGGAGACGUAUUGAACUUACCCAUGUUCUUGAAUCGGCUGGUUUCGUUUUGAGAAAAUGGACUGCCAAUCACAUACGUCUCUUAGAAGAUUUACCCCGUGAGAAUCUGCUUGAUGCAGACUUCUUAAAAUUUUCAGAUGCUAGUACAACAAAAACCCUAGGCUUGCGAUGGAAUGCAGAAACUGACAGUUUCUACUUCCGACUCAUAUCGCAGCCACGCCGGGAUAUUGUGACUAAACGUGCUGUCUUGUCAGAAAUAGCUAAGCUAUUUGACCCCGUCCGGUUGGCUAUCCCCAAAAAUCAUUGUUGCUAA
This is a messenger RNA of Lucilia sericata (common green bottle fly), 3126 nucleotides long. RefSeq lists its product as uncharacterized. The coding region runs from base 1 to 3126 and encodes 1041 amino acids. Lineage: Eukaryota; Metazoa; Arthropoda; Insecta; Diptera; Calliphoridae. The transcript has a single exon. The record is from RefSeq and is a predicted model, not a curated record.